AUGUCCAACAUUGACGCCGAGGAGCAGCGGUACAGGCAGGAGGUGGAGGAGGUUAAGAAGUGGUGGACCGACUCGAGAUGGCGAUACACUCGCAGGCCUUUCACCGCGGAGGAGAUUGUUGCGAAGAGAGGAAACUUGAAGAUCCAGUAUCCCAGCAACGCGCAAUCAAAGAAGCUUUGGAAGAUUGUUGAGGAGAGGUUCAAGAACGGAGAUGCCAGCUUCACUUAUGGCUGUCUCGACCCUGUCAUGGUCACACAGAUGGCCAAGUACCUCGACACCGUAUAUGUUUCCGGAUGGCAAUGUUCGUCGACUGCUUCUACGACCGAUGAGCCCGGUCCGGAUCUGGCAGACUACCCCAUGACAACUGUCCCCAAUAAGGUUGGGCACCUCUUCAUGGCACAGCUCUUCCACGACCGUAAGCAGCGCGAGGAGCGCCUCACCACCCCCAAGGAGAAGCGCUCAAAGGUUGCCAACACCGAUUUUCUCCGCCCCAUCGUCGCCGAUGCCGACACUGGUCAUGGUGGCCUGACUGCCAUCAUGAAGCUCACCAAGCUCUUCAUUGAGAAAGGUGCUGCCGGUAUCCACAUAGAAGACCAGGCUCCCGGAACCAAGAAGUGCGGACACAUGGCUGGAAAGGUGCUGGUGCCCAUUAGCGAGCAUAUCAACCGCCUUGUUGCCAUCCGCGCCCAGGCCGAUAUCAUGGGCACUGAUCUCCUCGCCAUCGCGCGUACCGACUCCGAAGCUGCCACCCUCAUCACCUCCACCAUCGAUCCCCGCGACCACUACUACAUCAUGGGGUCCACGAACCCCGCCCUGCAGCCCCUCUCCGAGCUCAUGUACGCCGCGGAGCAAGCCGGCAAGAACGGCGCCGAGCUCCAGGCCAUCGAGGACGCGUGGACCAAGGAAGCCAACCUCAAGCUCUUCCACGAGGCCGUCAUCGACACCAUCAAUGCCGGCGUGCACGUCAACAAGAAGGAACUCAUCAGCCAGUUCCUGGCGCAGAGCAAGGGCAAGAGCAACCAGGAGGCCAGGGCCAUCGCCAAGGGUCUCACUGGCGUGGAUAUCUACUUUGACUGGGAGGCCGCCAGGACCCGCGAGGGUUACUACAGGUACCAGGGCGGAACGCAGUGCGCCAUCAACCGCGCCGUCGCGUAUGCGCCGUAUGCGGAUAUGAUCUGGAUGGAGAGCAAGUUGCCCGACUAUGCGCAGGCGAAGGAGUUCGCCGACGGCGUGCACGCCGUGUGGCCCGAGCAGAAACUGGCUUACAACCUCUCCCCCUCCUUCAACUGGAAAGCCGCCAUGCCCCGCGAGGAGCAAGAAACCUACAUUGCCCGCCUCGCCAAACUCGGCUACUGCUGGCAAUUCAUCACCCUGGCCGGCCUGCACCAGACUGCCCUCAUCUCCGACACCUUCUCCAAGGCGUACGCGAAGCAAGGUAUGCGCGCCUACGGCGAGAUCAUCCAGGAGCCCGAGGGCGAGCGGGGUAUCGAGGUCCUCACGCAUCAGAAGUGGUCUGGCGCCAACUACGUUGAUAACAUGUUGAAGAUGGUGACGGGUGGUGUGAGCUCGACGGCCGCAAUGGGUAAGGGAGUUACGGAGGAUCAGUUCAGAACCACAUACUAG
Messenger RNA from Westerdykella ornata, 1623 nucleotides. RefSeq names its product isocitrate lyase and phosphorylmutase. Lineage: Eukaryota; Fungi; Ascomycota; Dothideomycetes; Pleosporales; Sporormiaceae. The transcript is spliced from 5 exons. Gene Ontology annotation, biological process: carboxylic acid metabolic process. The record is from RefSeq and is a predicted model, not a curated record. The coding region runs from base 1 to 1623 and encodes 540 amino acids. Gene Ontology annotation, molecular function: isocitrate lyase activity.